UGGAGUGAAUGCAAUGAACUGCAGUGAGACUAUUUUGAGGGAAUACUUGUAUUCGGCCUUUUACGCUUCUCCAGAGGCAAUAGCAGUCAAAAGGCCUAAUGAUGGCACAGGGAGAACACGGUGGCGCUUUAAAGGGCGUAUUGAAUGGGGAAUGAGCGGUGAGCACCGUGCGCCACGGUAUCAGCAGAACAGUAGCGACUACAGUAUCUUCAGCCUGUGGUAGCCGUGAGGAGCUGUACUCGGAUCCAGAAUCCAUGGCAACCGCAAUGGCAGAAACAGAGAUACGUCAGAAACUGCUGCGCACCGUCAAGAAGGAGGUGAAGCAGAUCAUGGAGGAGGCCGUGACCAGGAAGUUUGUGCAUGAAGACAGCAGCCAUAUUGUGUCCUUCUGCGCCGCUGUGGAGGCGUGUGUUCUGCACGGGCUGAAGCGUCGUGCUGCAGGGUUCCUGCGCAGUAAUAAGAUCGCGGCGCUCUUCAUGAAGGUGGGCAAGGGCUUCCCUCCAGCCGAGGAGCUGUGCAAGAAGGCCCAGGCGCUGGAGCAGAUCCUGGAGAGCAAACGGAACCAGGUGCCGCUGAACCCCGAAAGCACACGCAAGCUCCCCAAGCUCCCAAACCUGUCCCCUCAGGUCAUCAAGCACCUGUGGAUCCGCACGGCCCUCAUCGAGAAGGUCCUGGACAAAAUCGUGCUCUACCUGGUGGAGAACAGCAGCAAGUUUUAUGAGAAAGAAGCCGUCCUCAUGGAUCCUGUGGAUGGGCCCAUCCUUGCAUCUCUGUUAGUGGGCCCUUGUGCGCUGGAGUACACCAAGAUGAAGACCGCCGACCACUUCUGGACGGACCCCUCGGCCGACGAGCUGGUCCAGAGGCACCGGAUCCACAGCGCCUAUUGCCGGCAGGACUCCCCCACCAAGCGGCCAGCCCUCUGUAUCCAGAAGAGACACUCCAGCAGCAGCAUGGAUGAGCGUGCUUCGCCCUCCCCCUCGGCGCGGGACUACGUGGAGUCUCUGCACCAGAACUCCAGGGCCACACUGCUCUUCGGCAAGAACAACGUCCUUGUGCAGCCGAGGGAUGAUAUGGAGGCUAUCCCAGGGUACCUCAGUCUCCACCAGACCGCUGACAUCAUGACCCUGAAGUGGACGCCCAACCAGCUGAUGAACGGCUCGGUGGGGGACCUUGAUUACGAGAGGAGUGUUUACUGGGACUAUGCCAUGACCAUCCGCCUGGAAGAGAUCGUGUAUUUGCACUGUCAUCAGCAGGUGGACAGCGGGGGCACCGUGGUUCUGGUGAGCCAGGACGGGAUCCAGCGGCCCCCCCUCCGCUUCCCCAGGGGGGGGCACCUCCUGCAGUUCCUGUCCUGCCUGGAGAACGGCCUCCUGCCCCACGGCCAGCUGGACCCGCCCCUCUGGUCCCAGAGGGGAAAGGGAAAGGUUUUCCCGAAGCUGCGGAAGAGAUGUCCGCAGGGCUCCUCCGACUCCGUCUCGGACAAGGAGGAGGACGAGGCCACGGACUACGUCUUCCGCAUCCUGCUCCCUGGCAGCCAAUCAGAGUUCGGUACGCCGGACCUGAUGGACCAGGGCGCGAAUAUGUGGCACCCCACCCCCAGGAAGUCCUCCUGCUCCUCCUGCUCGCAGAGCGGGUCGUCCGACGGAGGACCUCCCAACGGGUGCAACCACGAGAGGGCUCCGCUGAAGCUCCUCUGUGAUAACAUGAAGUAUCAGAUCAUUUCCCGGGCGUUCUACGGCUGGCUGGCUUACUGCCGUCACUUAUCCACGGUGCGCACGCACCUCUCCGCGCUGGUCAACCACGCCAUCGUGGACCCGGACGUCCCGUGCAACGCCUACGGGGGCCUGACUGUGGAGGUGUGGCAGCGCUUCAUGGAGGACUGCAGCGCCUACGAGGAGCAGGAGCUGCUACGCCUGGUCUACUUUGGGGGGGUGGACCCCUCACUGCGCAAGGACGUCUGGCCCUUCCUGCUGGGGCACUACCAGUUUGGCAUGUCCGAGGCGGACAGGAAGGAGGUGGAUGAGCAGGUGCGGGCCUGCUACGAGCAGACCAUGAGCGAGUGGCUGGGAUGCGAGGCCAUCGUGAGGCAGCGGGAGAAGGAGCAGCACGCGGUCGCUCUGGCCAAGUGCUCGUCCGGGGCCAGCAUAGACAGCAGCAUCCAGAAGAUGAUGCACCGGGACUCCACCGUCAGCAACGAGUCCUCCCAGAGCUGCAGCUCAGACAGACAGAGUCACGCCCGGCUGCAGAGCGACUCCAGUAGCAGCACGCAGGUCUUUGAGUCCGUGGAGGAGGUCGAUCAGAUCGAGACGGAGCCCAAGAGCGAGGAGACCAAGCAGGCUCCCAAAAUCCCCAACGGGGCCCUCCCCAACGGCACCACCUCCCCCGACUCGGGCCACCCGUCUUCCCGCAACUUCUCCAUCGCCUCCGGCCUCUCCGACCGCUCCCUCAGCACGGAGGACAGCGGCGCUCCCGAGGCCCUCGCCAAAACUGCCGCGGCCGCCCAGCAUCCGCCCGCCCCGCCCGCCCUCGCGAAGCCCGAGCCGGCCCCUGAGGGGCCCCCCAGCUCCGGCCCCGCCCAAAGGGCCCGCUCGCAGUCCCAGCCCAAUGGCAAAGAGCCCCAGGCAAAGGACACGUCUGAGAAAGUCUCCAAAUACCCCGAAGCAGCGGAAACAGAAGUGCCCAAAUCCCCGAAAACAGAGGAGGGGAACAACAUUGUUAAGGUAGAAGAAGUACAAUCACUUGAAAUAGAAGUAGCCAAAUCACCCAAAACACUUGUCGCCAAAUCACCUAAAACAGAGGAUGUGAACAGUCUUAAAUCAGAAGAGGUACAAUCCCCUGAAACGCACGUCGCCAAAUCACCUGAGACGGAGGAUGUGAACAGUCUUAAAUCAGAAGAGGUACAAUCGUCUGAAACAGAAGUUGCCAAAUCACCUGAAAUUGAGGAGAUCAAGUCACCUAAAGGAGAGGAGGUCAGUGUUCCUACAUCAGAACAGGUACAAUCAUCUGAAGCAGAGGUAGCCAAAACACCUGAAAUUGAGGGGUCCAAAUCACCUAAGACAGAGGAGAUCAGUGUCCCUAAAUCCGAGGAGAUAAAGUCUCCUGAAAGAGAAGUAGCCAAAUCACCUGAAAUUGAGGAGAUCAAGUCACCUAAAAUGGAGGAGGCCAGUGUUCCUGAAUCAGAGGUCAAAUCUCCUGAGCCAGAAGUAGCCAUAUCACCAAAAACAGAGGAGGUCGAACCCUCUGAAAAAGAGGAGGUUAGUGCUCCGGAAACAGAGGAGCUAAAAUCGCCUGAAGCAGAACAGAUUAAUUCACCAAAAACAGAAUCACCAGAAAGAGAGGAGGUUGAGUCACUUGAAACUGAGCUUCUGAAAUCACCUACAAUAGAGGAAGUGAAGUCACCUAAAACAGAGGGUGUCAAAUCACCUGAAACAGAGGGUGUCAAAUCACCUGAAACAGAGGGUGUCAAAUCACCUGAAACAGUGGAGGUCAAAUCACCUGAAACAGUGGAGGUCAAAUCACCUGAAACUGUGGAGGUCAAAUCACCUGAAACUGUGGAGGUCAAAUCACUCGAAACAGAGGCCAAAUCACCUGAAACAGAGGCCAAAUCACCUGAAACAGAGGCCAAAUCUCCUGAAGCAGAGGCCAUAUCUCCUGAAGCAGAGGCCAAAUCUCCUGAAAUAGAGGUCAGAUCACUGGAAACUGAGGCGGUCGCUGCCCCUGAAGCAGAGGAGCCUGCUGACGUACACGGGAAGGUGGAGUCUCCAGAGAUGGAGGAGGUUAAAAUUCCCGAAACAGAGCUGGCCCCGUCACCAGAGACAGACGUUGUCACAUCUCAUGAAACACAAGCCCCCAAAGCUCCCGAAAGGGGGGAAACAGAACAGGUCAAACCAACAGAAGAAGAGGCCGUCGGAGGUACAGGAGUGACAGAGGUGAAAUCUCCAGAGCUGGAGGAUGUUAAGGUUGAAGAACCUAGUCAAGCAGUCGAGGCUCCACAAAUGGAAGUGGGUGGAGCUCCUGAAACAGAACAGGUCAAAACUCCGCCGUCGAAUGCCGUCGGGGUGAUGAUGGAGUUGAGACCUCUGGAUAUAGAGAACGUCAACGCUCCCGAGAGACCAGACGCGGGAGAGCCUAAACUUCCCGAGGCCGACAUUUUCAAGGCCUUCGAAGCGGAGGAAGCCCACGGGGCGAGUGUGGCCUCCAGCACCAUAGACACCAGUGAGGCUCCACUCACCAUAGAAUCCGACGAGUCUCCGUCCGCCAUAGAAAUGGAGGAGAUACCCAUGUCCAAGGGGGCCAUCAUCUCGUGGGAGAGGAAAGGCAUGGCCCUGGCGUCUCCCUCGGCGGUGGCCGCCGUCCUGGGGGAGGCCGCCGGGGCCGGGCUCCCGGUGCUGGAGCUGCGGCUGGAUGAGGCGGGGGAGAAGCCCAGCCCGGAGGGCACCGAGUCGGUCCUGUCUGAGGAGCCCGAGAUGGAGAGCCUCUUCCCCCAGUUCGACUCGCUGGCCGUGGCCGCGGAGAUGAAGAACGAGGUGGUCUCCCCCGUCUCGUCCAUCGGAACCACCUACUCCCAAGAGCUGCUGGAUAUGUACACUAUCAACCUGCACCGCAUCGAGAAGGACGUCCAACGCUGCGACAGGAACUACUGGUACUUCACCCCUGCAAACCUGGAGAAACUGCGCAAUGUCAUGUGCAGCUACGUUUGGCAGCACCUGGAGAUCGGCUAUGUGCAGGGCAUGUGUGACCUGCUGGCUCCACUCUUAGUCAUUCUGGACGACGAGGCCAUGGCCUUCAGCUGCUUCACUGAGCUCAUGAAGAGGAUGAACCAGAACUUCCCUCACGGUGGAGCCAUGGACACUCACUUUGCCAACAUGCGAUCCCUCAUCCAGAUCCUGGACUCUGAGCUGUUUGAGCUCAUGCACCAGAACGGAGACUACACGCACUUCUAUUUCUGCUACCGCUGGUUUUUACUGGACUUCAAACGAGAGCUGGUGUAUGAUGAUGUGUUCGCUGUGUGGGAGACGAUUUGGGCCGCCAAGUACACCUCUUCGGGCCAUUUUGUGCUUUUCAUCGCCUUGGCACUGGUGGAAAUCUACCGGGACAUCAUCCUGGAGAACAACAUGGACUUCACCGACAUCAUCAAGUUCUUCAACGAAAUGGCCGAGCACCACAAUAUCAAGCAGAUCCUGACUCUGGCCCGAGACCUGGUGUGCAAGGUGCAGACGCUCAUCGAGAACAAGUGAUUCCAAGGACCGGCCCUUUUCCGCUAACUCAUUCCGCAACAGGCUUCCCAGCAUCCUCUCUGUCCCAGCCGUGUCCAAUCAGAGGCCUCACCCAUCAGUCCUCUCAGUUUAACACCAUUUCCCCGUCCGCCGCCAUUAACCAGCUCAACAUUCACAUCCAUCGACCUGAUACCUCUCUGUGUGUUCCGUACAAACCUAGCGUAACCCGUAGUCCGUGUGCUUAAGCCGUUACCAUGGCGCCAUAUGGAAUCGGUGGGUGCCGCACGGAGACUGUGGCUCUCUGCGGGUUGUUAUAUUUGUGCAAGGCUGGUCCUCAUCUGGGCCUGACUCCUCCAGGCACGAUCAAAAUAUCCUGCGCAGACAGCGGUUAGCAGGUGUCCGCCGUUGCCCGCGGUUACCGACCGGAGCGCGCGCGAGAGCAUCGCUCAGGCGGCGUUUUC
Molecule: messenger RNA, 5677 nt
Organism: Conger conger (European conger)
Lineage: Eukaryota; Metazoa; Chordata; Actinopteri; Anguilliformes; Congridae
Gene: sgsm1a
Product: small G protein signaling modulator 1a
Exons: 26
Coding region: 255-5237 (1660 amino acids)
Biological process (GO): activation of GTPase activity
Molecular function (GO): GTPase activator activity
Source: RefSeq, a predicted model, not a curated record